CGUCUGUCAGGUCGGGAGGACAAGGGCAAGCGUGAGAGAAAACGAGGAGAAAGUCAGGAAACCAUAACCCGUCCUCAACUUCAAAGUUCUUUAGGAUAGCUGUUACGCGCGGUUGAGUUUCGGGGACAACUGAAAGUCAUGAUGAUGACCCAGGUGGAGACCACGGUGCACUACGGGAACGGCUACGAGGAUGAAUAUAUGAUGCAGGAGGAUGAGUGGGACCGGGACAUGCUCCUGGACCCGGCCUGGGAGCAACAGCAGAGAAAAACCUUUACAGCCUGGUGUAACUCCCACCUCAGGAAAGCCGGUACUCAAAUUGAAAACAUUGAGGAGGACUUCAGGAAUGGGCUAAAGCUCAUGCUGCUACUGGAGGUUAUUUCAGGGGAAAGGUUACCCAAGCCAGACAGAGGGAAGAUGCGGUUUCAUAAGAUUGCUAAUGUUAACAAAGCACUGGACUUCAUCUCAAGCAAAGGGGUCAAACUGGUUUCCAUUGGAGCUGAAGAGAUUGUGGAUGGAAAUGUGAAGAUGACACUUGGUAUGAUCUGGACUAUCAUUCUCCGCUUCGCCAUUCAGGACAUAUCUGUGGAAGAAACAUCUGCUAAGGAGGGUCUACUCUUGUGGUGUCAGAGGAAGACUGCCCCCUACAGGAAUGUCAAUGUCCAAAACUUCCAUGUCAGCUGGAAGGAUGGCCUGGCCUUCUGCGCCCUGAUUCAUAGACACAGACCCGACCUCAUCGACUACUCUAAGCUCAACAAGGAUGAUCCUCUGGGGAACCUGAACCUGGCUUUUGACAUAGCAGAGAAACACCUGGACAUUCCCAAAAUGCUGGAUGCAGAAGAUAUCAUCAACACCCCCAAGCCUGAUGAGAGAGCAAUCAUGACCUAUGUAUCCUGCUUUUACCACGCUUUUGCUGGAGCCGAGCAGGCAGAGACAGCUGCUAACAGGAUCUGUAAAGUGCUGGGUGUAAACCAAGAGAAUGAGAAACUGAUGGAGGAGUAUGAAAGACUGGCUAGUGAGCUGUUGGAGUGGAUCCGCCGCACCACUCCCUGGCUGGAGAACCGAACCCCAGAGAAGACCAUGGCUGAGAUGCAGAGGAAGCUGGAGGACUUCAGAGAUUACAGGCGUAAGCACAAGCCCCCUAAGGUGCAAGAGAAGUGCCAGCUGGAAAUUAACUUCAACACCCUGCAGACCAAGUUGCGUAUCAGCAAUCGGCCUGCCUUCAUGCCCUCUGAGGGGAAGAUGGUGUCUGAUAUAGCCAGUGCAUGGCAGGGUCUGGAGCAGGCAGAGAAGGGUUAUGAGGAGUGGCUCCUGACAGAGAUCCGCAGGUUGGAGAGGCUGGAUCACCUGGCUGAAAAGUUUCGCCAAAAAGCCACAAACCAUGAGAACUGGGCCAGCGGUAAAGAGCUGACCCUUUCCCAGAAGGACUAUGAAACAACCACGCUGACAGAAGUCAGAGCCUUGCUUCGAAAACAUGAGGCAUUUGAAAGCGACUUGGCAGCCCACCAGGACAGAGUGGAGCAGAUUGCUGCCAUUGCACAGGAACUAAAUGAGCUUGACUAUCAUGAUGUGGCUGCUGUGAAUCAACGCUGCCAGAGCAUCUGUGACUUGUGGGACAGGUUGGGAACCCUGACUCAGAAGAGGAGAGAGGCACUUGAGCGAACAGAGAAGCUGCUGGAGACAAUUGAUCAGUUAUUCCUGGAGUUUGCCAAGAGGUCUGCCCCGUUCAACAACUGGAUGGAAGGAGCUAUGGAAGAUCUGCAGGAUAUGUUCAUAGUGCAUACUAUAGAGGAAGUACAGAGUCUAAUUGCAGCCCAUGAGCAGUUCAAAGCGACUCUACCUGAGGCAGAUGCAGAGAGACAGGCCAUCUUGGGAAUCCACAAUGAAGUGCAGAAAAUUUCCCAGAGCUACGGGAUCAAGGCCAACAUCAUCAACCCUUACAGCACUAUCACAACCGAAGAGCUUCUCAACAAGUGGGAUAAGGUGAAGAAGUUGGUUCCUCAGAGAGACGGCGCCCUCCAGGAGGAGAUGGCACGCCAGCAUGCCCAUGAAAGGUUGAGACGUCAGUUUGCUGCCCAGGCUAAUCUCAUUGGACCCUGGAUACAGGCCAGGAUGGAGGAGAUCGGGCGCUGCUCCCUGGAGAUAGGAGGAACCCUCGAGGACCAGAUGACCCAAUUGAAGCAAUGUGAGCACGUCAUAGUCGCAUACAAGCCAAACAUUGACAAACUGGAGGGAGACCACCAGCUAAUCCAAGAGUCGCUAGUGUUUGAUAACAAACACACCAACUACACUAUGGAGCACAUCCGUGUUGGGUGGGAGCUGCUCCUCACAACGAUUGCUCGUACCAUCAAUGAGAUUGAGACCCAAAUCCUGACUCGUGAUGCAAAAGGCAUCAGCCAGCAGCAGAUGAAUGAGUUUAGAUCAUCUUUCAACCACUUUGACCGGAAGAAAAAUGGAGCGAUGGAAACCGAUGACUUCCGAGCCUGUCUGAUCUCUAUGGGUUAUGAUUUGGGAGAGGUGGAGUUUGCCCGCAUAAUGAUGCUGGUGGACCCUAGUGCUACAGGAAUCGUUUCCUUCCAAUCUUUCAUCGACUUUAUGACCAGAGAAACUGCAGAUACAGACACUGCCGAGCAGGUUGUGGCAUCCUUCCGGAUCCUGGCAGCUGACAAGCCCUACAUACUUGUGGAAGAACUGAGGAGAGAGCUUCCUCCUGAACAGGCAGAGUACUGCAUCUCACGGAUGCCAGGUUACAAGGGCCACGAAGCACCACCAGGGGCGCUAGACUACACCGCCUUCUCCACUGCCCUCUAUGGAGAGAGUGACCUUUAACCCUACAUAACCAUUCAUCCACUGACCCACUGACCAUCCCCCAGCCCAUCUCCUGAUGAAUUUAAAAAAUCUAUGAAGCAAAAAGGUUCAAAUUUACAGAAUGAAAUGUGGUUGUGAUAAUAGAAUGUUUUUGUUGAUCCGUCUUCUGUUGCAUUUGUUUAUCCAUUCAUGCUCUACUUUGUCAUAUGCCUUGGUCCUCUCCUAUUGUUCUCAUAUAUAAAAUAAGAAAAUAAAAAAUGAGAGAAAAAUAAGAGAAAAUUUCCAUGUUCAAAUUGCUGUUCUGAGAUGCAAUGCAUUGUACAUUUUAGAUUGUUAUUCUCACAUAAGGAAACUGAAAAUGAAGUUAAACAUAAAGUAAAGCAAAAUGUACACCAUCAAAACAAUGAUUGCUAAGUAGACAGAGAAAUAGAAUUGGAUUAGAUCAUCUGUUAUAAUCGAGUUAAGUCUGCCACUGUCAUGUAUUGCCUCUACGUUUUCCACCGGUGCUCUUGUUUGGAGAAUAAAUUGUCUCAAUAAGGGAAUUAAAGAGAGUUGGCACGAAUAAUUUCAGGCUUGCUGCAAUCCAACAAUAAACAGAGUAGGAAAUGGGUUCCCAGAAGGCCAAAAAUAUAUAUAACACCAACAGAGGAAAAGCGGGAAACCACAUAAAUGCAAAAGUAAAUAUUUAAAAUAUGUUGGUGCUUUAAAUACCUAGAAGUGAGAAGAAUAUGUUCUAAUCUUAAACUGUUUUGCAGACAGUAUCAGUUAGUUCUCAUACAUGCUUAAAAUGUCAAUGAAAGGAGAUAUCUUCGACGGUAUUUUACAGUUAAAAUAUCUUCGAAGAACAUGCAAACUCUUGGUUGGUUUAAGGAGUUAUUUCUGAAAAGGGAAAAUUAAUUCACAUAAUGUCAUCUUUUGUGUGUGUGUGUAUGUUUUCACCUUGAGUCAACUGACACAUGUAGUAAUCACGAGUUCCCCAAAUUGUACUGGUGACAUAUGAGUUCAUGGACUAACUCUGCAAAGAACUACACAGGCCAAAACUACAGAAUAAGAAUUAUGCAGCAAAGCUAAAAUAAAGCCGUCGAUCUUUACACGAGGAGGGUCACGGGCUGCUUCACAAGCACUGGAGCACAGGAUUAAUUUAAUACUAUUUAAAUGGAAGAAAUCCCUUUAAAAUCAAAGACUCUUUGCUACAUCAAAUAACCUCAAGAUACCACUGAUCUCUAUAGCUCAGAGCUUCAUUUUCUAAUUUUUGAUGAUCGCUUCUCUAUGUUGUCUUUUGGUUGUUAAAGACAGAUAUCCAGAG
Sphaeramia orbicularis (orbiculate cardinalfish) is the source of this 4111-nucleotide messenger RNA. It is a transcript of the gene actn2b, whose product is annotated as actinin, alpha 2b. The transcript has 21 exons. The coding region runs from base 139 to 2826 and encodes 895 amino acids. The record is from RefSeq and is a predicted model, not a curated record. Gene Ontology annotation, molecular function: calcium ion binding; protein binding. Lineage: Eukaryota; Metazoa; Chordata; Actinopteri; Kurtiformes; Apogonidae.